GAUCAAAAUAGUCAAUAAGGCUAGGGAUUAUCAUUUUUUUUGUGCGUUCACUCCCGAAGAGACGAGUAAUUCGACUAGUUACGAAAUUUGACGGCUUGGGCAAAUCUGCUCCUCCUCCUCCCGUUGACGACGAGGACGAGAAGCGGAGGAGCUCGGUGACCCAUGGCGGAGGCUAAAUCCAUAGUCCUUUAAUAUCUGUGGGCGCCGGAUAUGUCGUUUCUGAAGCCAUUGCUGCCGCUUCUCUUGGCCAUCGCCCUCGUCGCGGUGGAAUACAUGAUCUCGGAGCCUUCCUGCGUUGUGUCCGGACGAGUAGGAGAGUCCGAGAGACACUCGGAUGAUCUGAAGGUUAUAAUGGUGGCGGACCUUCUCUUGCCGGGAUCCGACGCCGGCUACACAGACACCUUCUUUAGGGAUCCCUUCAAAUCCAAGUUUUUUCGGAAAUCCUUGGAGAAGUUCAGACCCGACAUGCUUCUUGUGCUAGGUGACGUAUCUGCGAGAGGAUGGGAACUGACAGAGAGCAAGUGGCGAACAGUUAUGCAGCAGUUUUAUAAGCUUCUGGGUCCAUUCAUGGGGCUUCCUCUUCAUAUAGCUUUGGGGGACAGAGAUAUUGGGGAGUGCAGUGAGUUGGAUGAACAAUUUGCCAGUCAAAUUGUGAGCAGCUUACCUAGCUUAGGAUUAUCUGGUUGCAGCUCAUUCGAAAUGGGUAAUGUCAGUUUUGUUUCCCUUAAUUCUGUUGCAUUGCUCUGCGGCACCAAUGAUUUGCGCUUUAGAGUUGAGAAGGUCAUUGAGAGAGAGAGCAUUGUUUUAAGAAAUCGAGCAAAAGAAACAGAAAUAUUAGGAAAACCCAGCUUUAGGCAAGAACGGUCCAAUAACUUUCAGUGGAGAGAUAACAAGAUGGAGUCUGGUUCUGGUCCUGUUCUGUUACUUCACUUUCCACUUCACAGGAAAAAGAGAAGCAUUUUGGAGGUCAAUGAUGUAAAUCAAGGAAUUUGCAAACACACAGAUGGUGAUUUAAGAAGGAUAAAAGACAGUAAAUUCAAGGAUAUGGGGCCAUAUGCCCUGCAGAAGACUUUCCCCGUCAAUGAAACUGAGUACGUCCUUCAGGCACUCAAGCCCAGGAUCGUAUUCAGUGCUCAUUCCCAUAAAUUCUGUGAUCACACACACAGUGAUGGUACACGAGAGGUAACUGUACCUGCAAUGACAUGGACUAGUGGUCAAAAGCCCGGGCUUGUAUUUGUUAAUUUUGGACACAACAAAGAAGUGAGCGUGAGUCAUUGCUCUUUUGUUUCCGAACGGCAUGUAAUACUGUUGUAUUUAUGUGUCUUUAUGCUUUCUAUGUCAGUUGUUCUUAUUGCUAGAUGCUUAAAUCUUGUAAAAUAGUUUUAGACAACACACACUCAGUGUUAGAGUCUAUAUAUUAUGCAGCUUUAUAGUUAAAUGUGAUGGUAGAACACUGAUACAUGUAGUGGCUAGUUAUGCUCUUGCAUGAGCUUUGCUGUUCA
Zingiber officinale is the source of this 1502-nucleotide messenger RNA. Its product is annotated as metallophosphoesterase 1-like. Gene Ontology annotation, molecular function: hydrolase activity. The transcript has 4 exons. Bases 211 to 1380 code for a protein of 389 amino acids. The record is from RefSeq and is a predicted model, not a curated record. Gene Ontology annotation, biological process: GPI anchor biosynthetic process. Lineage: Eukaryota; Viridiplantae; Streptophyta; Magnoliopsida; Zingiberales; Zingiberaceae.